AUGGACGGCAAAAACAUAUUUUCAGGUACGGACUGGCGCUUCAACGAGUUCCCAAAUCCACCAGCACACGCUUUGUAUGUCACUUGUGUCGAAUUGCUAGGACUUCCGGUUGGUCCGACCGUCGUAGCGAACAGCGUUAUUGAUGUGCUCGUGAAGGGUUACACCGUUGUACCCACAGGAAUUCUACACAAUUGGAUCAACACAAUCGGUUUACUCAUGGCGGCAUUGCCCGAAGCGUAUUGGAGCGUUAUUUACGAGCGAAUGCAGGAAGCGCUUGGGUCGACGGCGAUGAAAGAGUGGGUGUUCCGGCAAAGCCCGUUUGAAAUGUUUAAUUUCAAGGUGGUGCGUGAAGCGAUGCUCGAUCGCAGCUACGUUACAGUACUGGCAAUUGCGCAUAGCAUUUUCCAUCACUUCGGAAUUGGACAGCUGGCAACCAUUACGGACUCGAUAAAGGAAAAGUUGAAGCCGCUUGUUUACACCGAGUACCAGCUGAUCUACUUAUGCCACGUGGUUGGUCCGUUCUUGAACCGGCUAAGUGUGGAGAGAGCACGGGCCGUCUCGGAUAUUACACUGAUGUUGUACGAGUUACUCGAGCAGGUGGACAAGUCACAACCGACACAACAAUUGCGCUAUAUGGAUCCGAUCUGCGAUCUUCUGUACCACAUCAAGUACAUGUUUGUUGGAGACACAAUGAAAACAGAGUUGGAAGCGAUCAUACGCCGUUUAAGGCCAGCACUGCAGAUGCGUCUACGUUUUAUAACGCGCCUUAACGUGGAAGAAAUCGCUGUUGAUCAAAUAGCCACGGGAGUGGCCGCCACUCGUGGUAUGGCAACCGUUGUGGCACCGGGAGUUUCCGGCGGUGCGAUGACAUCAUCUCAACAAUCCACAACAGUAUCCACCGGUGGAUGGUCGACAGGUGCGCCGGGAUUAGUAUCAACCGGGGCGGCAGGCAUAGCAGGCGCCGCAGGUGCCGCAAAGCAGUCAGCAGUCGGGAUGGCUAACCAAAAUACAACAUUACAGCAACAGCUUCAGCAGCAGCAAAAUCUGCAGAUUGGUCAUGGUAUGCAGUCCCAUCACUAAGUUUUAUAUAUCGCCAUCACAAGUGAAACAUUAUAACCGAAACAAGCACCGAAACCAGGUGAAUGUUCGUUAUUUAAUAAUUUUAUCUUUUCGAUCAUCGAACGAUAAAUAAGCUUAGUGAGCCACAAUUAUCAAAAGUGUUACAACUGAUAGCAACGUUUUAGAACUUAGCAGUAUGUGUUGUUUUUCUAUGUUUUAUUGCCUUAUCUAGAGAGCUAUGAUGUCUUUGCAAAAUAAGUAGCUGAAAGUAUGUCUGGUACAGUUUGUCUUUUUAUGAUCGCAUUUAACACAACAAUGACAUCAACAUCAACAACACAUCAACAUCUACGCUCAAAUUUCACAUAAAUGGGCUUUUCAGUGCGCAAAAUCAUAUCUGCUACAAACACUAACUCUUCGCGGGUUGUAACCGGUAGGACGCGGAAGUUUAUCAGAAUGGCCGAUAGGGCUGCCUUAAGUUCCAGUAUGGCGAACCGUUGUCCGAUGCAGUUUCUCGGACCCGCACUGAACGGUACGUACGCAUAUGGGCUACGGCCUUCGGUGUUUUGAGGCAGGAAUCGAUCAGGAUCGAACCUCUCCGGAUCAGGAAACACUUUCGGAUCGCGGUGCAGAUCGAAUAUAUGCACGUUGAAAAGGGUUUCCUUCGGAACGCGGCGCUCGCCAAAUAGCGUGUCUUCGGUGAUGGUGCGGGAAAUAAAGGGCACUGGUGGGUACAAGCGGAGCGAUUCCUUCAGCACCCUAUCCAUGAGUUUCAUCUCGCUGUAGUCACUCUGCGUUAAUUCUUGUAUCGAAUCUGGCCGCUGAAGUUGCUGAAUCUCUUCAUACAGUCGCUGCUGCACGUUGGGAUGAUGUGCUACGAGAAACAGUGUGAAGAUAAGGGCAGCCGACGUUGUGUCGUGACCCUCGAACAUGAACGUAUCCACCUCUUCACGGAUUCCUUCCUCGUCGAUCUGUUGCUUCGCUUCAGCAGCCAA
Molecule: messenger RNA, 2051 nt
Organism: Anopheles bellator
Lineage: Eukaryota; Metazoa; Arthropoda; Insecta; Diptera; Culicidae
Product: mediator of RNA polymerase II transcription subunit 23-like
Exons: 2
Coding region: 1-1080 (359 amino acids)
Biological process (GO): positive regulation of gene expression; regulation of transcription by RNA polymerase II
Cellular component (GO): mediator complex; transcription regulator complex
Source: RefSeq, a predicted model, not a curated record